Messenger RNA from Toxoplasma gondii ME49, 1641 nucleotides. Its product is annotated as microtubule-associated protein RP/EB family, putative. The record is from RefSeq and is a predicted model, not a curated record. Gene Ontology annotation, cellular component: cytoplasmic microtubule; microtubule plus-end; spindle midzone. NCBI's taxonomy places the organism in Eukaryota, Apicomplexa, Conoidasida, Eucoccidiorida, Sarcocystidae. Bases 1 to 1242 code for a protein of 413 amino acids. Gene Ontology annotation, biological process: protein localization to microtubule plus-end; spindle assembly; regulation of microtubule polymerization or depolymerization. Gene Ontology annotation, molecular function: microtubule plus-end binding. The transcript has 3 exons.
AUGGCGCUCGCACAUGCAAGCUCUGGAACCGUGAGGGAUGUAGACCCCAGCAGUGUAGGAAUGAUGGAGGGGGCGUUUUUCGUCUCUCGAACUGAGUUGCUGGACUGGGUGAAUACGACCUUCAAUCUGUCGCUUACAAAAAUCGAGCAAGGCGCCUCUGGCGCCAUCUACCUCCAGAUCGUCGAUGGCUUGUUCGGUGGAGGUUCCAAGGUUCCCAUGGCAAAGGUGAAAUGGAACUGCAAGUUCGACUACGAGUAUAUCCAGAACUACAAGUUGCUUCAGUCGGUCUUUAACAAACAAGGGAUCAAAAAGCACAUUGAAGUGGACAAGUUGAUCAAGGGGAAGUACCAAGACAACCUCGAAUUUCUUCAGUGGCUGAAGGCCUUCUACGAUCGCCAGGCUGCUCAAUUCCGAGCGCCUGACAAACCCUACAAUGCGUACGAACGACGGAAGCUCGCAGGAUCCACGUUUCCGGACUGGGCGCAGCCUCACGACCCGGCAACCUCCAGUGUCUCCGUUUCGAGGGAGACACCUUCGCAGGCUUCCGUCUCUGCCCAGGCCUCUACGUCUCCAGUGACGUCUCGGGCAACAGGCUACGGCUCUCAGCAGGGGGAGAAACGGCGAAUGACGUCUGCGUCGCGGCUGUCGAGCAUGCAGAGUUCGGUGAAGGGCCGCGGAAGUCCGUACGGCGAGGGCGAGGCAGAGGCGAGGAGCGUGGGGUCUUCGAGACAAGUCUCAGGAAACCGCGACGAUCGAAACUGCCUGCGCGAGCUGGAGGCGACGACGCUGCGGCUGCGGGAGCGCGUGAAGACGCUCGAGGCUGACGUCGACCAGGCGCGUUUGGAACGAGAUUUCUACUUUCAAAAGCUCCGGCGCCUCGAGGUCAUGUGUGGACCCUCUGGCGCUGGAACGCUGAGUGUGAAGGACGUCCUCGCCGUUCUUUACGCGACAGAUGAGCACCUCGAAGAGGGAGAGGACGAAGCCAUGGACGUCCAGGGAGAAGAAGAAAAGGAGGAGAAUCGGCGCUACAAAGCAGGGACGAUGGAAGACCCGAGUGGCUUUUCCAGAGACGAAAAUGUGCGACGAACCGACAAGACAGGCGGGGCUUGCGCUACGCAUGCACAAGGCUCACGGCUCGGCGGUCUGGGAGAGGAAUGCGAUAGAGACCUUCUGGCAGGAAAGCGCCGAGCGCCGGUCUGCGCACGCCCCGGUGUCGAGACAGCUGAGCCGAUGCUUCAAUGAAGCGACAGGGCGGCUUUCAAGAAGCAGGAGCUGACAAUAGAAGAGACGUGGAGGGCCUCUGAGACUGGAGGUUCAGAGCGGGAGUCGGAAAAGCUUGCUCAGCGUUUUUAUCGCUCAAGUGCCUCUGGUGGAUUGGUAGAGUAGAACGGAGGCGAGAAAUCGACGGCUGCCGACAACACGCGGAUGAAAAGGGAUGUGAACAGUGGAGAGGGGAGAAGAAACAGAGGGUCGCUUGCGCAUAGAGAAAAGGAAAAGACGGAUCAGCCACACUCGUCUGCGGCAACAUUCUGCGACAGCCUGGCAGUAGACCUCAGAGACGCAGUUCGUCGGGAAGCAGCAGGCGUGAAAGUGCAUGCUCUCGCUGCUUCGGUGGCUGCAAAAUGACCGCACUGUUUUGUC